Letharia columbiana is the source of this 1260-nucleotide messenger RNA. RefSeq lists its product as uncharacterized. The record is from RefSeq and is a predicted model, not a curated record. NCBI's taxonomy places the organism in Eukaryota, Fungi, Ascomycota, Lecanoromycetes, Lecanorales, Parmeliaceae. The transcript has a single exon. The coding region runs from base 1 to 1260 and encodes 419 amino acids.
AUGGGUGCCGCAUCAGAUGCUCGUGCGCCAUUGGAGUCCACCACCAAUGAGGCUCGAACCCCAACACCAUCUCCACCCUCAGGCACAGCCAAAACAGGACCAAUUCUUCGUCGUAAGUCAGCCACACAGGCUCUCGGGGCAUACCUCGACUCAUCAGAAAGCUAUCCAUCCCCUCACAACUCCAUCUACGAAGCGCCCUUCGCCGCCAGCCAGGAGCACCUAGACAGCAGCGCGACAAAUGAUUGGGACAAUGCUGGCUUGGGGAAUAUAAACCAUCUCACAAUGACGUCCAACCAUGAUGAAUCGCCAGCCUGGCUUAACAUCACUAUGGAUGCAUCUGGCUCUCCAGUCCCCGCCUCAUUCCUCCGCAGCACGGAGACAGCGUCCCCUGAAAAGCUCAUGCAUACGCCCCACGUCCUCUAUCCUAUCACUGAGCAAUCCUCUCUUGCCACUUUACGCCCGCUAUCUAUAGUAGCGCACUCUUCAGCAGCCACCCUCCGCGCGCGCGCCUCCGGCCUCAAGCGCAAGUCCUUCUCCACAUCCGACCUCCCACCAUCUCCAAACCCCACAUCCCAACGGCGCUCUCGUCCAUCCUCUCCCGUGCUCACACCAAUCCAACCGCGUCACCCACCACCAACCCGCAGCCCCACGCCUCCUGGUCUGCCCUCCUUCAACAAGCCCGAAGCUUCCAACUAUCGCCUGCCACCUCCACCAGCACGCUUUCGUGACAAAUUCCGUAGCCCCACCGCAGCUGAAAGAGAAUGGCUAAAGCAGACGGUCGGCUUACCGAAAGGCGUCGUGAUGAGAGGGGAAGAUGGGGUGCUCGUGAGGGGAAAAUUUACGCCGAUUCGAAGUGGGCAUUUGCCACCACAGAGGCAGGUACACGGUGUCUAUGGACUGCCCACAACAGGAUCUGAACAGGGGCAAAGGACGAUGACGGGCGUGCUUACGGAUGAUCAGCCGCCGCGAGUAAUAAGAUUUGAGGACCGAGAUAGAACUGCAAAUCGCAAUAUAAAAGGCCGGGAAGGGCACACCGAGCAUGGCGCAAAGCCGAAAAAAAAGACGGAAAGGGAGGAGAGGGCGAAGAAAUGGCUGAAGAACGCGUACUGGCUCAUCUUCUGCUGCGGGCUUUGCGAGGAGUGGGAUCUGGCGGCUGACAGUCACCAGCACGGGGUUCGAAAUAUAGUAGUGAGGGGUGGAAGAGGGCGGCGUGGAGGCUGCUUGGGCCGAUUAUACCCCGGAGAACUGAGAAAUUGGUAA